Messenger RNA from Haemonchus placei, 561 nucleotides. The record is from the annotation of a GenBank genome assembly. NCBI's taxonomy places the organism in Eukaryota, Metazoa, Nematoda, Chromadorea, Rhabditida, Trichostrongylidae.
AUGCUGCGCAACGACAUUGACUAUAAAGAUAGCCCACAGCUGAGUCGAGCAAAUGUCGGAGUGUCACAAAUCAGCGUUCCACUAGCAUGGAACGGAGAUCAACACUUCAAAAGCAAAGGGGAAACUUGUGUCUAUUCAAUGUUCGUCGUUCUACAAACAAAAUCUCGAACGGUCGAUUCGAGAACGGUGACAAACGUCGAUCGAACGAUGACUGAUGUCGUGUUCCCUGAGUCGUUCAUAUUUGAAGGCGAACCAGACGAUUUCUGCAUAGAGAUCACACUAUAUGCAGCCAGAACGGACCUAGGUCUAUACCACGGAGGAGGAGGCUUACGAACGAGAAUCACUCGGUCGUUAGGAAGACGAUUUGGUGGACAAGUGAAGUCAAGUUUGAGUGCAAUGGAUUCGCCGAAUAUACCGGGUGAACCUACUAUCGGUGGUACUCACUUCAAUAUGCUCGCACGUGCAUAUCUCGUCCUCACCGAUGCUGGUGAUGAGUGCAAGAUUCAUGAUCUCAAAAUGUCGGCUUUCGGUAAGUACCCGUUCAGAAUUGAGAUUCUAUAG